Molecule: messenger RNA, 4729 nt
Organism: Hippopotamus amphibius kiboko
Lineage: Eukaryota; Metazoa; Chordata; Mammalia; Artiodactyla; Hippopotamidae
Gene: NOL8
Product: nucleolar protein 8
Exons: 18
Coding region: 743-4294 (1183 amino acids)
Molecular function (GO): RNA binding
Source: RefSeq, a predicted model, not a curated record
CGUCUAGAUCAGGAGCGAUGCUCAGGGCUUUUGGCGUUGUUUUGGGGUCGCGCGUAGGAGGAGUCUGCCAGUUUUCCGGGAGGGGCACAUUGGGAGCUGAGCGCUAGCUGGUUGCUAGACGGGAUUAAAGAUCUCAUGAUAGGCCUCAAAUCUCAGUAGCUCUGGAAGAGUUUUCCUGAGUCUUUUCUAAUCCAGCAACCUCCCUAGUAUAGUUUUAAGAAUUGCAGGUUCUGAAAUUAGAUUUGGGUUAUAAUCUUGGCUUCAUCGCUAAUUUUCUAAAUGGCAUUGGGAAAGUGACUUCACCUCUCCUGCUAAUCUGAAAAAAGAUGCCUGCAAACGACUUCGUACAACGCUGGCACAUCGUGUUUUUAAAAAGUCUGUGUUAGCUAUGAUAUCAGUUGCUCUUUUUGUACCUGAACAGCACUUUGUAGAUAUUUCUGUUGUGACAUAGUAUUGCAGUUGCAGCAUUUGCUUACUUCUCAUGUGACUGUGAGGAGGUUGAGGAUGGAGAGUUUUAUCUAUUCGUGUGUUAACCUGCCCCCUCCCGUUUCUGUCAGCGUUUGUUAAAGUGAAAGAAUAAAGGGGAAACACCUAACAAUAUGGAUAAGUAAAACUGGGAGGAGUAAAGUAUAAUAUUGUGGUCAUUUAGAGGGAAAGUAUCCGCCUGUACCUAUGUCUGUGUGCAGAGGUGCUGUUCCAAAAUGCAGAAGAAUUUGGAGAACAUACUGUGUGCUCAGCCUUGAUGAAAGCCGACAGAGAAACGAAGCGCCUUUUUGUGGGUGGCCUUAGCCGGAAUAUUUCUGAGGCAGACCUACAGAAUCAGUUCAGCAGAUUUGGAGAAGUUUCUGAUGUGGAGAUCAUCACUCGGAAAGAUGACCAAGGAAACCCACAGAAAGUCUUUGCAUAUAUCAACAUCAGAGUAGCAGAAGCAGACCUGAAAAAGUGUAUGUCUAUUUUAAAUAAAACAAAAUGGAAAGGUGGAACACUACAGAUUCAGCUGGCAAAGGAAAGCUUUUUGCACAGGUUGGCCCAAGAGAGAGAAGAGGCAAAAGCAAAGAAAGGAAAAUCAACAACAGGCAACACCAACUCGUUAGAAAAGAUGGGAGUGGUGGAUUUCCAUGUGAAAGCUGUGCCAGGGACAGAAGUACCAGGGCACAAAAAUUGGGUUGUGAGUAAAUUUGGAAGAGUCUUACCUGUCCUUCACCUGAAGAAUCAAUAUAAACGUAAAAUCAUAAAGUAUGAUCCCUCAAAAUACUGCCACAACUUAAAGAAGAUAGGGGAGGAUUUCACAGAUGCUAUCCCUGUAUCCAGCCUCACUUGGGAAUUGGAAGGAGGGAGUGAUCCAAUGAGUAAGAAACGGCGAGGAGAAUUCUCUGACUUUCACAGCCCUGCCAAGAAGAUAAUAAAAGUGCAGAAAAAUGAGGGUUCCGCCGCAUCUCUGGCUUUGAGUCCAAAACCUAGUAGCAUAAUGGAGAGUCCACACUUACUACAACGGACUGCACAAAAAACACUUCAUGAGCCCAUUACUCCUAAAUCACCCCGUGUACCUGAUUCUGAUAGUCAGAAACUUAAAAAUGUAUUUUUUCAGACUUUUGGAUUAGAAACUACCGAAAACAGAAAUAGCAUGUCUGAUGAUGAUAUUGAUUCUGAAGACGAAUUAAGACUAAUGAUUGCAAGAGAGGAAAACUUAGAGAAAACUACAUGGUCCUCAGUAAAUGAAUCUGAAAAUGAUCCCUUUGAAGUUGUCAGAGAUGAUUUUAAAUCAGAUUUUCACAGAUUUCAUACUUCAACAGGUUUAGGCAUCAAAAAUAAUGUCUCUUGCCUCACUAGUAAAGAUAAUAUUAUGGGAAACGAUUGUGACUCUGAUUCAGGAGAUACAGAUGAAAUCAUUGCAAUGAAAAAACAUUCUGGUAAGAUCAAAAACAGUAUAGAAUUUUCACAAACGGAAAAGUAUGUGCACAAGAAAACUUAUUUGAAAAAUGGGGAAAAGUGUGAUCUUUCUGAUGAUUGUAUUAAAGUACAAAAAAGAAAAAACAAAGUAGAGAUAGCCCUCAGUCAUGCAGUUAGGCCUCUUAAUCGUAAAUCUCUGAUUGAGUCCAGUAGCAGUGAAGAUGCUGAUUCUGUAUCAGAAUCAACUGAGUCUGAAGGAGAUACAGAGUAUAACACCAUGAUGAAAAACUGUCUCCAUGUGAGUCUCACUUUAGCUGAUUUGGAACAGUUGGCUGGCAGUAACCAGGAGGUGCCAAAAGAAGAUACUGAGAGCAGUGGCCAGGAAACCACCACCAAGUGUGACAGGGCCUCCAAGAGGCACAGGACUCUGGGUGGCCUCCACAAAGUCCAACAGUGUAUUCAUCCUGAGGAGAUUGUGGCUUCCCUUUUAGAAGGAGAAGAGGACACACAUGGAAAACAGAGAGCAAAGGAAAAUACUUUAAAACCAAAAUUCCAGGCUUUCAAGGGAGUGGGCUGUCUCUAUGGAAAGGAAUCGGUGAAAAAAUCCUUGAAAGAGAGUGUUGCCUCUAACAAUAUUAGUAAAGAUCGUAAUUCUUUGAAACUUGAGGAUCCCAGGAACACGUCCAUGGGAAAACUGUCCCUGAAUGCUAAUGGCCCAUCAAGUAAACUGUCUCCUUUCCAACAUGCAAAGAAGGCAAAUGACUCAAACCAAAUUCAGCCUCAAGAGGGACAGUCUACUUUUGAGAGCCAGGGCCACAAGGUAGUGUUCCCUAGCAGUUCCGAAAAGCGAAAUGGAAAUCCUGUUUCUAGUCCGUUGCCACUAAAAGAUAAGAAAUCUUUAAGUCUUGGUGUCAAGACUCCCAGGAGAGGUUUUGAUGAAGACUGGACUGGAAAGUUAGGAGAGAGCUCCGAAAAGAGGUGUGAUCUGUGCAGCUGCAAGGCCCCUGAGCCAUCACCAGAGGUCUCUGGAAGCGACCCUCAGGGAAGCAAAACUGACGUCCCCCUUUCUGUUAAUAGUUCAUCAGACAAGCAUGCUAAGGAUAAGCAUGCUGAAGAUAACCAGAAGCGCCUGGCAGCCGUAGAGGCGAGGCAGAAAGCAAAGGAAGCACAGAAGAAGCUGGUUCACAGUGCUCUGGCAAAUUUGGAUGGUCAUCCAGAGGACAAGCCAACACACAUCGUCUUUGGUUCCAGCAGUGAAAGUGAAGCAGAGGAGACAUCCACUCGUGAGCAAAGCCAUCCAGGAGAGAAACUGGUAAAAGAGUCCUCUGGGAAGCUCUUUGACAGCAGCGAUGAUGAGGAAUCUGGUUCCGAAGAUGACAGCAACAGGUUCAGAAUUAAACCUCAGUUUGAGGGCAGGGCUGGACAGAAGCUCAUGGGUUUGCAGUCCCACUUUGGCACUGAUGACAGAUUUCGCAUGGACUCCCGAUUUCUAGAAAGCGAUAAUGAAGAGGAACAGGGAGAAAUAAAUGAAAAGAAAACUGCUGAGGAAGAAGAGCUUGCUGCAGAAAAGCUGAAAGCCCUGAAUGUCGUGCAUAGUGUUUUGCACAUCAGCUUAAGCAAUUCUACAAGCAAAGGAUCAGUAGCUGCUAAGAAAUUUAAGGACAUCAUACGUUACGAUCCAACAAGGCAUGACCAUGCCACUUAUGAAAGAAAGAGAGAUGAUAAACCAAAAGAAAGUAAAACAAAACGAAAGAAGAAAAGGGAGGAAGCUGAGAAGCUACCUGAGGUAUCUAAAGAAAUGUAUUAUAACAUUGCUACAGAUUUAAAACAAAUAUUCCAAACUACAAAAGAUACCACUGAAAAGGAAGACAACACAUCUUGGAAUGAGGACUCUGAUGGAGAGAAAGCCAAGGUGGUCCAGGACCCUACAGCUCUGACUACUGGAGAUGAACAGCCUGGCGGGUUCACAUUCUCUUUUUUUGAUUCAGAUGCUAAAAAUGUAAAGAAAGAUGCAGUUGGAGAAGCCAUGACUUCAGGAAAGCCAGUGCUAUAUGGUAGGGGAGGGGAAAAAAUAGAGACCUAUAGAGUUGAGGCAGUGAAACCUGGGAAGAUUGCCUGGCAGGGAGACCCUCGUUUCCAAGACAGCAGUUCAGAAGAGGAAGAUGUUACUGAAGAAACAGAUGACAAAAACCCCAGCCCUGGAGAAGUAUCAUUACCUGAGAAGGAGACCACUAGAUUUUUCUUUUUCUCUAAGAAUGAUGAAAGACUUCACGGUUCUGACUUAUUCUGGAGAGGAGUGGGAAGUAAUAUUAGCAGGAAUUCUUGGGAGGCCAGAACAAACAGCUUGCGUAUGGACUGUCGGAAGAAACAUAAAGAUGCCAAAAGGAGAGUGAAACCAAAAUAAUAAAUGUCAUCAUUAGUUUUGAUACUGAAUGUAAACAAGGUUCACCUGUGGAAAUUGGGGUCAUGUAGAAAAUAAUUUUAGCUAACAAAGAAGAGUUCAGAGUGAAGGAAUAUUCAGAAUCCUAUCUGGUGGACAUCAUUCUGGUUGCUUUCUUUUUCUGUAGAUUUCCUCUGUGUUUGUUCCUAACUAAGUAUUUCAAACAAUUAACCUGAACAUUUUUUUAAAUGAACCACAAGAUAGCCCCUCAAAAUACUUUUGAUAUAUAUAAUUUCUUUGCCUUCCAUUUUCAGUAACUAAUCGCCAUCUUCUGACACAGAGUUUACAUAAAGCCUUUUAAAAUAUAUGGAUCAGAGCACUUGUAUUUUCCAAGUUCUGUUUUGUGUGAAUUAUACUUGAAAUAUUUCUGAUUUUAUCAAAUACACCUUACCUCCAUUU